Molecule: messenger RNA, 1135 nt
Organism: Silurus meridionalis
Lineage: Eukaryota; Metazoa; Chordata; Actinopteri; Siluriformes; Siluridae
Gene: morn3
Product: MORN repeat containing 3
Exons: 5
Coding region: 106-828 (240 amino acids)
Source: RefSeq, a predicted model, not a curated record
UCUAUGGUUACUUGGAAGUAAAAGGACUUGAGUUGAAUGGCUGAAGUUCACACUAUAGUCAGCAGGAUUUACUGAAUAUAAAAAAGCCCUCGUAUAAGUGCAGUUAUGCCUUUCCUGAAGAAGCCCAGAGAAACCGAGUCUCUUGUGAAAAUAGCGGAUAAAAAGGCUCAGAAGAACGGAAUCCGGCACACGGUGUUCAGCGCGAACGGAGACAAAUACACCGGAGAAUGGCGGGCAAACCUGAGACACGGACAGGGGACACAAGUGUGGAAGAGAUCUGGAGUAAUGUAUGAAGGUGAAUGGGAGCAGGACCUGCGUCACGGCUACGGGCUCCUCAGCAAACUGCAGCCAUCAACUAAUGAAUAUGUCAAAGUUUAUUUGGGCUCAUGGAGAAAUGAUAAGAAAGAGGGGUUCGGGACACGUUACUACAGCUCAUCAGCACGGUAUGAAGGCGAGUGGGUGCAGAACGAGAGGAGCAUGGGGAGGAUGAAGUAUGAGAAUGGAGAUGUUUAUGAAGGAGAGUGGCUGAGGGAUAAACCCCACGGUCAGGGCACGCUUUGGCUCGCGAAUGGGAACAGGUACGAGGGCAGCUGGACAGACGGGAAGAAACAUGGACAUGGACGCUUCUUCUACACCGACAGGGGACAGCUGUACCAGGGCUUCUGGGUAGACGAUGUGCCGAGGUGCGGGACGGUGUGUGAUUACAACAAGAAGAAUGCGCAUACACCAACGCUGUACCCCAUCCCCCCGGUGAUGCUGCAGGACGUUCGGUCCGUACUGACGGAAGAACACAGGCGUUUCUGCAGCAACAGAGAAGAUUACAAAUAAAAAUCAACUGCUGAAUCCGAGUGAAUUUCACCCAAUCAGAUCUAACGUGUGCACGUGAGAACGCGUUUCAGCCAUUAGAACUGGACCAUACUUCCUCACGUUUUUUUUUUUAUUAUUUUUUAUACAUAACCGCAGCCAUUUUUAUACAUAUAGUCAGUACACAGAGAGACAUCUGCUCCUUUUUGUCUCACACAGGAACAAGAAAAGCACAAAUGAUUUGUCUUUACAGAAUACAAGAAUAUACACUGACAAUAUAAAGUGUUCCCAUACAAAUAAAAUGUAUAUGCUCUAUAUCACUCAAAGUUAA